CAGAACUUCAGAAAACGUCGCUUGCUCUGCUCACGCAAGAGUCUUCGUCAUACGCUCACAGCUAGCUCAAAAUGUCCAAGAAGAUUGUGAUCCGAGCUGACCUCAUCAGCAAGAAGUGCAUGGCCAAGAUCCUGUCAACUGUUGCCAAGCUCGAGGAGAUCAAGUCCAUUGACAUGGACCAGGAUAAAUGCACGUUGACGGUGGUAGGCACUGUCGACCCGGUGCGCAUCGUGCAGAAGCUCAGGAAGGCACGCUUUGCCGCGGAUGUUAUCAGCGUCGAGGACGACAAGCCAAAGGAGCCGGAGAAGAAGAAGGAUCCCUGCCAAGAAGCCUGCGAGAAGGCCUGCAGCUACAAUGAGGGGCCAUGGUACCGUUACGGCUACACGCCAGGCUGCUACUCCAGCCCUUAUGCCCAACCCAGCAGCCAGUACUACGGCCACGGCUACGGCAUGCGACCACUGCCGCCGAUGGGAUAUGUGUGCUAUGAGGAGAUCUCACACGGAGGCGGACAAGAAUGUGUCAUUCAGUAGCCAUGGAUUCAUCUCAUCCUGCAAGUCUCUGCAUCGGCAUGUAUGGCGGUCUGCCUGCAGCUGCAGCCCUGUGUGUUUAGUCCAUCCUCUGCUUCCGCCGUCGUUGGAGUUUGGUUUUCGUACAGUGAUGUUUCCCUUCCCUCUGUAACAACGAUGGCUUCAGCAUCUUCAGCAUGUUUACUUGGAGUUUGAUGUUUCAGUCUAUCUAUUGUAAAUAAGCAUGUCGGGCCACAUUUCUUUUUC
Lolium perenne is the source of this 773-nucleotide messenger RNA. RefSeq names its product heavy metal-associated isoprenylated plant protein 2. The record is from RefSeq and is a predicted model, not a curated record. NCBI's taxonomy places the organism in Eukaryota, Viridiplantae, Streptophyta, Magnoliopsida, Poales, Poaceae. Gene Ontology annotation, molecular function: metal ion binding.